Ricinus communis (castor bean) is the source of this 2270-nucleotide messenger RNA. RefSeq names its product peptidyl-prolyl cis-trans isomerase CYP65. NCBI's taxonomy places the organism in Eukaryota, Viridiplantae, Streptophyta, Magnoliopsida, Malpighiales, Euphorbiaceae. The coding region runs from base 249 to 2048 and encodes 599 amino acids. Gene Ontology annotation, cellular component: catalytic step 2 spliceosome. The transcript is spliced from 11 exons. Gene Ontology annotation, molecular function: ubiquitin-ubiquitin ligase activity; peptidyl-prolyl cis-trans isomerase activity. The record is from RefSeq and is a predicted model, not a curated record. Gene Ontology annotation, biological process: protein folding; protein polyubiquitination; protein peptidyl-prolyl isomerization.
AAAUGAUCCAGAAAUCUAUAGGGCCCUCAAAUGGGCCAUUUUUGACACAAUCGGAUUAUGAUGGCUUCCCCCACCGGCAAUCGGCGAACAUCACCGUCUCAUCAAAUAACAAUAAAAUCUCAAAAACCACCGCUCCCUCUCUCCUCUAGCAAAGAAGCAUACCUUUGCAGACUUUGAUAUUGAGACUUUAAAACAAUAUAGAACCCUAAUUCCUCAAAUUACCAGAAUUUAAUCUCGAAGAAGCAAAGAUGGGGAAGAAACAGCACAGCAAGGAUCGGAUGUAUAUAACAAAAACAGAAUGGGCCACCGAAUGGGGCGGCGCUAAAUCUAAAGAGGUCCAUACUCCUUUCAAGCGUCUCCCUUUCUAUUGCUGCGCACUUACAUUUACCCCAUAUGAGUCUCCAGUAUGCACAGCUGAUGGAAGCGUUUUCGAGAUAAUGCACAUUACCCCGUAUAUAAGGAAGUAUGGGAAGCAUCCGGUUACUGGAGCUCCACUUAAGCAGGAGGAUCUUAUUCCGCUCAAUUUCCAUAAGAACUCUGAAGGAGAGUAUCAUUGCCCUGUGCUCAACAAGGUUUUUACUGAAUUCACGCAUAUAGUUGCUGUGAAGACUACAGGGAAUGUGUUCUGUUAUGAGGCAAUUAAAGAACUAAAUAUCAAGACCAAGAACUGGAGGGAGCUCCUGACUGAUGAGCCAUUCAGUAAGGAAGACUUGAUAACAAUACAGAAUCCCAAUGCACUAGACACUAGGGUAACUCUGGAUUUUGAUCAUGUUAAGCAGGGUCUAAAAGUUGAUGAUGAAGAGCUAAAGCAUAUGAGUUCAGAUCCAGCCUAUAACAUAAAUAUAUCGGGAGAUAUCAAGCAGAUGCUGGAGGAGCUUGGAACUGAGAAGGGAAGGCAAACUGCACUUCAUGGUGGGGGUGGCAGUAAGGCACAAAAUGAAAGGGCUGCUGCCCUUGAGGCCAUUUUGGCCGCAAGGUCACGCAUUAAAGAGGAUUCCAAAUCUGAUUCAAAUGGAAAUUCUAAACCCCCACAAACUUAUAGUAUUGUAGAUGCUGCAUCUGCUGCAGUACACGGUAGAAGUGCUGCUGCUGCUAAAGCUACGUCAGGUGAUAAAACUGCUGCUCGGAUAGCGAUGCACAUGGCUGGUGAGAGGGCACCUGUGAAUGCUAAGCUGGUAAGGAGCCGUUAUACCACUGGUGCUGCUUCGCGAUCCUUCACUUCUACCUCUUUUGAUCCUGUCACCAAAAAUGAUUUUGAGUAUAUCAAAGUUGAGAAAAAUCCAAAGAAGAAAGGUUAUGUUCAGCUGCAUACAACACAUGGUGAUUUGAACAUUGAGCUGCAUUGUGAUAUAACUCCAAGAACGUGUGAGAACUUCAUCACUCUCUGUGAGCAAGGCUACUAUAAUGGAGUUGCUUUCCACCGUAGUAUUCGGAAUUUCAUGAUUCAAGGUGGUGAUCCUACUGGUACUGGGAGAGGAGGCGAAUCUAUAUGGGGGAAACCUUUCAAAGAUGAGCCGAAUUCCAAAUUGCUCCAUUCUGGAAGAGGCGUUGUUAGUAUGGCGAACAGUGGGCCUCACACUAAUGGUUCUCAAUUUUUCAUCCUCUACAAGUCUGCCAAUCAUUUGAACUUUAAACAUACAGUUUUUGGUGGGGUUGUUGGUGGCUUGACUACACUGGCAACAAUGGAAAAAGUUCCUGUUGAUGACAAUGACCGACCUCUGGAGGAGAUCAAGAUAAUUAGUGUGACAAUAUUUGUCAAUCCUUACACGGAAACUGAUGAAGAAGAAGAAAAGGAGAAGGCGAAAGAUGAGAAGGACGCAGAGGAUGAAGAAAAUGACAAAGUUGGGUCAUGGUAUAGUAAUCCAGGUACAGGAACAACAGAAUCCAGAACAGUGGGUGGUGGUGGUGGUGUUGGAAAGUACUUAAAAGCAAGGAAUUCUCAACCUGAAUCUGCUGCAAUAGAUGCCGGUUUAACGACAAUAACAGCGUCAAAGAAAAGAAAAGUGAGUGUUCCAACCUCAGAGUUCAAAGACUUCUCCGGCUGGUGAGAAUUACCAAAUAUUGUACAAUACCUGAAACUGAAAAACAUGAAAGCGGUAGGUAAAUAGUGUAACCAGAGUAUAACAUAUUCUUUUGAGGUGGUGAAAAUCAAAUAGAUACUGCUGAGGCAUUUUGUGAAAAACACUGAAUUAUAUUCUUUCCAAGAUGUAUUAGUCAGAGAGACAUAAUUUUUUAAGUCUGAUAACAAACACAGAUGCAGUGUUUGUCCA